Molecule: messenger RNA, 1020 nt
Organism: Salvelinus sp. IW2-2015
Lineage: Eukaryota; Metazoa; Chordata; Actinopteri; Salmoniformes; Salmonidae
Product: olfactory marker protein-like
Biological process (GO): sensory perception of smell; signal transduction
Source: RefSeq, a predicted model, not a curated record
GCCAGCAUUUGGGUAUAUUAAUAACCAGCCCAUCCAGCUAUGACCAACCAGCUCCCAGAAGCCUUCAGGAAAAUCCCUGGUUCCUCUUCUGAUGUCAUCACUUCCUGUUGCCUAGCGCCACCACAAACUCCCUCCUCCCCUCUCCUCACUUCUGUUCUCCAUCCCUCCCUCACUCACUGUACAUGCCACACAAUCAAUAGUCCCAACCACAGAACCAACUCAACCAUGUUACCCUCUGGGAAAGGGAGGGGAAAGAGAUGGCAUAAGAGAGAGACAGAGGGGGAGAGGAACAGAGCGAAACUAUCUGCAGACACAGACACACAGACAGACACAAAUAUCCAUCCAGACAGACAGACAGGCAGGCCUCGUUCCCUCCCCAGCAGAGAAAGAUGAGCUCUCAGACAUGCACAGACCCGGCCGCGGCCCCCUCGUCUGGCUCAGCCAUGGAGCUACGCUUUGCAGAGGACACUUCUCUCACUGAGGUAAUGCAGCUGCGUGUCCAGUCCCUGCAGCGGAGCGGUCAGAAGCGACAGGAGGGGGAGCGGUUGCUCCUCCCCCACGAGGCUGUUUACCGUCUGGACUUCUCCAAUCAGAAGCUGACGUUCAUCCACUGGUCGGUGUCUCUGAUUGGUCAUGGCAGAGUGACCGUCACAGGGAUCUCCCAGCUCUGGACCCCUGACCUCACACACCUGAUGACCCGGCAGCUUCUUGAACCCGUCGGAACAUUCUGGCGGAACGCUGGUGACCCGGAGGACACACCCCUCAAGUGUCUGGAGGCGGACAUCCAGGAGUUUGGGGAGCGAAUCGCGGAGCUGGCAAAGGUCCGAAAGGUCAUGUACUUCCUGCUUGCCUUCAAGGAGGGGGCGGAGGCUGACAAGGUCAGCAUCUCCAUGGAGUUCAAUCAGGCCUGACCUACAAACCUUAAAGGGAUACUUCUAGAUUUUGGCAAUGAGGCCCUCUGGAUACCAAAGUGUGUACUUUUCUGUGUCCAGUAUGAAGGAAGAUAGAGGUAGUUUUGCG